GUAUUGGUCUGUUAUCUGCUGUUUCUGUUGGCCUGCAAUCCACCAUGACGUUCUGUUUUUAGUUGCUGCAUGUCACGACCAGGCCUUUGGCCUCUGCCAGUCUCUGUGAGUUUACGUUUGCCUGCAUGUAUGAGAUCCGAUUAGUUUGAAGUGAAACAUUUGAAUGCGACAAUAAGUGAAAUCAGGGGUUCACGGGCAACGCAUGUUGUUUUUGCAUAUUUUAGUGGGAUCCCUUACUUACAAGUGUGUUAGAGCAACUGCGCAUUCCCAGCAUGCCAGAGGGGGAAAAUAUGGUUUUAUUGAGUUGUUUUUGGUUCAGAGAGCAUAACAUUUCAAUUUGAAGCGCUCCGCAAUGCGCUGCGCAUUCCUGAUUUCUCACGUCCCUGCCGUCAAAAUUGCAUCACGUCCAUCCUUCACCCUCGCUGUCAACUUUCCCACGGCUACUGGCGCAGGAAUGUCGCGUUCCCGUAGACUCUCUGUGGAUCACGGUACACAUGUACGACACAUUUGAUCACGCGACUUCAAUGAACGCACAUCAGGUUGAGAUUAAGCGCACCCCACGUGCGUGCCAGGAGGAGCGCGUCCUUGCGCUUGUUGAUCAAAGGAGGUGUGAUGCAAUCAGUCUCGGGGCAGUGGAUGCAUCCCUCAUCAACUUUCACCGGAGGCUUUAAUGAAAACCCACUGGAGGGAGUCUCCGCUGUUGCUUCCCUUCGCCUUCUCGUCUUCUGGUUCACUCCCUGCAGUUCCAGAGUGUCCUCCUCCUCAUUCAUCUCCCAGGCUGCACCUCCCUGCCUUCUCCCUCUUGUCCCAGUAGCCGGCUUGACUUCCGCUGAGACAGAGUAAAUAUUUCUCAUGGCUUAUCUGACCACAGAGACAGAAAGCCACAGAGCAUGUGAGGCUCUUCUAAUUAAACCACCAGCUGCCUGCGUUUGAUCAGGCCUGGAUGUCCUGGCAGGUACGGUCGGGCCUUUAGGUUUGACACACCACGAAACCCCCAACUGCAACUACUCAGAGCUCAUGUGUCUGCGUCCAAUGUUUCAGCUAUUAAACCAAAGCACAUCUUGACUUGAUUUUCCUAAGUUUGGCUUGUUCUGACUGAGGCUCCAAGAAGGGGGAGGUAGAGGAUAAAGAGGGAAACAUUAUGGAGCAAAGAGAGGGACUUUUCUUCUCCGCAAUGACUGAGGUGUGACGUGCAGCAACUUCCCUGUUGUGCAAUCAUCAAGAGGCUCUCGGGGGGCUAUAAGACCCCCGUCCUCAUCUGGUUUCUCAGAGCCUCAGAUCUGCUCCCUCUGCUCACGCCCAGACUGACGGAGAGGCACGAUACAGUCCAGCGCACUCGACUGGGCGCAAUUCUCUUAGAGGGGUCGAGCAACAUUUGUCAAGACAUGGACUUUAGCCAGAAGAAGCACUGAAAAGCUCCUGGCUUUUUCUGCUGGAUACUCGGUCAUUUCAGCUGACCUUGGAAAUCUGAAAGAAGUUGAAGUUACAUCUUCUGACACGAGGGAACAUCUGGUUCCAUAAUGGCAAUCCCAAGUGGCCUUUUCUUUUUCAACUCCACAUCUUCCCCGUUUCCAGCGUCAGAGGUCUAUGUGAACACCUCGUCGGUUCCUUCCGCUCACCACUGCCAAGACUGGUCUCCGGUGUCCAUGACGACGGUGAUCCCCACCAUCUACAGCGUCAUCUGUGUGCUGGGUACACUAGGCAACGCCUUGGCGGUGUAUGUGUUGGCUUGUGGCAAUGCCUUCACAAGAACGGUGGCGAACACCUUCAUGCUGAACCUGUGCAUCUCCGACCUGCUGUUCCUGUUGACUCUUCCACUGUGGGCUGUCUACUACUCCUGGGGCUACAGCUGGCCCUUUGGACGAGUGGCCUGCAAAAUCUGUGGUACUCUCCUAAACCUCAACCUCUACGCGUCUAUUUUCUUCAUCACGUGCAUGAGCAUAGACCGUUACCUGGCCAUCGUGCAUCCUCUCCUCUCGCAGAGAUCACGGGAUUACGAGCGAGCCCGAAUCGUGUGCAUCCUGGUGUGGGUCCUGGCGUUUGCUUGCUCUUCCCCCCACUUGGCCUUCAGAGAGACCCAUCAUCUUAAAGAAUUUGAUGUGGUGGCUUGUGUGGUUUUUUAUCCAGAUGACACCUGGUUUCUGACCCUGGGCUGGAUGAAGAUCAUUCUGGCAUUUGUGCUGCCGCUGCUUGGCAUCUCCUGUUGCUACUGGGCCAUUGGGAAACAUUUGUUGGCCUACAGAGGAUCAGCAAGAAUGCAAAAUUCACCACCUCCUCAAGCGGGCCAUUGUAAAUCAGAACGUCCGCCGACUCCUACUGUAUACCCAAACUCAUGCACGACCGGACCCAUGAUGGCCCACGGGGUAGAAAGGAUUUUGUGGACGGUGGCUGCUGUGGUCAUGGCUUUCUUCAUCUGCUGGUUCCCCUUUCAUUGUGUGACCUUCUUGGAUCUUUUGAGUAAAAAUGGAUGGCUGGACAGUUGCUGGGUAACUUGGACCGUCACCAACCUGACCCCACUCACCCUUUGCCUAGGCUUCUCCAACUCUGCCAUCAAUCCUGUGCUCUACUGCUUCGUCGGGAACCAUUUCCGUGGUCGCCUUGGGGGUCUCUGCAAAGACCUGUGUGCUUGUUUGGAGGCCCGUGUGGAUCAGCACAGUCAGAAAAGAGGUUCUUUCAGCACCAGGCUGAGCUCCUUCUCCAGGAAACUCAGUGACCUUAAGGACCUGGCGAUUGUGGAUACCUCAGGUACCCUGUAACAGACUUUCUCCAUCCAGCACUGGAAAAUAUUGACAUUCCAAAGUAUUAAUAUGAACCGAAACUGCCAGGCUUGGUUUAUGAUGCUGGUUUUAUGUAAAAUAAUACAUAAUAUUUCAUAUUACAUGUUUUUGAAAAGAGUACAAUAGUACAUCCCAAAAAUAAAUGGCUAAGAAUGCUCAGAAGAUGAAGUGGGACAUAAAAGUAAAAUUGUAAAAAUUAAAAACUAAUUAAAAAUGACCAAAAAAGAGAACAUGUGAAGAAAUAAUCAUGUUGAACUUCAACAUUCACUUUUGUCUUAACUGUGCUGAUAGUACGCUUGUCUCUAACGUUGUGACAGUACAUAAAAAUAAAAUAAGCAUUUUCAAAAUGAUUUGAAACAUCUUCAUGAUUGAUAAAUUUGCCCAACAAAUCAUCUGUAUUAUUCUGUAGUUCAGGCUAAGCUAGGAUCUAUAGCCUGGACUUUUCUGUGUUAUGUAACUUGUGAUAUUUAUUUUUCUCCCCCAUACACUCUAAAUAAGUCGGUAGCGACAGAAGGUACAUCGAUAUAUUCUAACAAAAAAAGCAAGCAGUACUUAAAUUUAGCUUAACACUGAUGUCUAGCUGGGAUAGAGACCAGUACUUGACAUCUCAGUCACAUUUCCUGAUAAAAUUAUGUUUUUUAGACUGAAAGAAGGAGUGAAGUUGAAAAUAAUAAUAAAUAAUUUCAUCGUUCAAUUUAAAAACAAGCAAAUAUAUUAGGAAGAAAAAUGAAACUAAAAGUUAUACAUGCGUGCACAUCACUAAACCAAUUCUUUGUUGAAACAUUUUAGUACCUGAUUUCUUUUAACCUCUCACAAUUUGAAGUCAUAUUUGGUUACUCUACCUGCAAGAGUCAUCCAAACCUAUCAGGUCACAGAACAGAUUUUUAUUUUGUUAGAUUUAUUUUUGAACUAGUUGUUAUUUCUUCCAUCAUGACAAAUGAAGAGAAGUAGCACAAUGUUUGUGAUCAUUCAGCGACGCUUUGAACUGUUUUUUAGUUCAACCCGCAUUUUGUAAUCAUGGCCCCAAAUAUCCAGUUGGGCUCCUUCAGAUCAUAACACGCUGUCCCACACAAAGUUUAGCCAGAUCUGAAAGUUGUCUUUGGAAACGCCUUGUGUCUCCCAUAAUUUGGCCAAACAUCUCAAGAAUACAUCAGACUGUACAAAACAUAACUAGUGCUUGUUAUGAAUUUGAUGCAGCAUCACUAGUAUUACUGUUGGUCAUCCUUUUCAUUCAUAGAGAGAAUGUAGCCACGUUAUUACAGCUUUAGUUAUUUUUUUUUUCCAUAAAUUGUCGCACUUAAGACAGAAAGGAGUUUCAAAUGUUUUUGUCACGGGGUCAGUUUUAAAACCUGGCGUUUUAACACGGGUGUGUCCACUUUUGAAAGCAAGUGUGUUGAUGUAACUGCUGUGUUUCCUGCUUUCUGAAAUGUUUCCUCUCUGUUUCAUAACCAUAUUUUAUGUGGUAAAGUAAAAUGUGAAUCAGUGGUUGCUGUAGGAACCGUUUCCAUGUGUCUGUACAUAUGCUAAAAUCAAAAGGAGAUGCUGCUAUAUUAUACAUGUACGCCAACAUUAACCUGGCAAUCCAAUACAUCUUGCAGUGCUGUUGGCAAAAAACCUGUUUAUUCACCGCAAAUAUAUCAUUGUGUAUUGCUUCUUAUGGACAGUUUAUUCAGCAAAUAAAGAGAACAAGUGUUCAUCAAAUCAGUGGAA
This is a messenger RNA of Poecilia reticulata (guppy), 4487 nucleotides long. RefSeq names its product angiotensin II receptor, type 2 (gene agtr2). Lineage: Eukaryota; Metazoa; Chordata; Actinopteri; Cyprinodontiformes; Poeciliidae. Gene Ontology annotation, cellular component: membrane; external side of plasma membrane. The record is from RefSeq and is a predicted model, not a curated record. Gene Ontology annotation, biological process: neutrophil chemotaxis; positive regulation of cytosolic calcium ion concentration; G protein-coupled receptor signaling pathway. Gene Ontology annotation, molecular function: C-C chemokine receptor activity; C-C chemokine binding.